AGGUUGUUGGUUUCGCUAGGUGGCGGUGCGCGGUGUUUUUGUGUUGAGCACCGCCGUAUGUGAACAGUAGAAGAAGCCAAGAUGGCAGCCGUCAAGAAGGGAACUGUUGCCGUUGAAGAUGUGCAUGUCACGUUUGAAGACCAGCAGAAGAUCAAUAAAUUCGCCAGGAACACGAGUCGGAUGACGGAGCUCAAAAAUGAGAUAGAGGAAAAGAAAAAAACGCUGCAGGACCUACAGGAUGCCAGUGACGACCUGAUGAUGUUAGACGACGAUUCGCUAUUGAUCCCUUAUCAAAUUGGUGAUGUGUUUUUGAGUCACACCCAGGAAGAAACACAAGAGAUGCUGGAGGCUGCAAAGGAAGCGCUGGAGCGGGAGGUCAGAGGCCUUGAGGAACGUGUGUCAGCGAUACAGCAAGUUUUGAGUGAUCUGAAGGUGCAGCUCUACGCCAAGUUUGGUAACAACAUUAACCUGGAGGCCAACGAAAGCUGAGCAGCAAAAAUGGACUUUGACAGCUGCCCCAACACGGACAUUUACACGCAGCUCUGGUGUCAGAUCCACAGUAUGAUUGCCAAACAAAACACCAACGCGAAUGGCUUAAGUUUGUGGCCUCUGUUUUUUGAUUUACGUGUCUGCAGUCAAGUUUCGGUAAACAAAUUCACGAGGACGAGACGUGGGGGUUAAAUAAAUGCACAUCAUUUCUCAUGUAUUUUAAGUGGUCCCUCAUUUAAUAUUCAUGUUUUUGUUGAUCGACGUGAAGUAAAAAAAAAAAGAAAACCAAAUGACUGUGUGGUAUUUACACUUGUAGCAAAUUAAACCGUUUGAAACACUG
This is a messenger RNA of Mugil cephalus (flathead mullet), 829 nucleotides long. It is a transcript of the gene pfdn4, whose product is annotated as prefoldin subunit 4. The transcript is spliced from 4 exons. The coding region runs from base 82 to 489 and encodes 135 amino acids. Gene Ontology annotation, biological process: protein folding. Lineage: Eukaryota; Metazoa; Chordata; Actinopteri; Mugiliformes; Mugilidae. The record is from RefSeq and is a predicted model, not a curated record. Gene Ontology annotation, cellular component: cytoplasm; prefoldin complex.